This is a messenger RNA of Colletotrichum karsti, 2520 nucleotides long. RefSeq lists its product as uncharacterized. Bases 1 to 2520 code for a protein of 839 amino acids. NCBI's taxonomy places the organism in Eukaryota, Fungi, Ascomycota, Sordariomycetes, Glomerellales, Glomerellaceae. The transcript is spliced from 2 exons. The record is from RefSeq and is a predicted model, not a curated record.
AUGACUGUCCCUCUCGACGAUGGCCCAGAGAAGCCUCAGGCUAGAGCAGAGCCUAGUGUCCUUGACCGAAAGCGCCCUGUCGGCCGAUUUCCCGUCAGCUUUUCUGCCAACCUGGGUCGAAACACCUCUUGCUAUAUUUCCAAGGAAGAAUCUGCUUCUGGAACCGACCAAACCGUCCCUCCUCUUCCCGAGAGCAAGAGCAUUAUCCAUCGCAAACGAGACGUCAUUGCUGGCAUUCAUCCUCCCCUUCCUACAUCUCGUCACCGUCAGGCCUCCGCUGCUUCGUCCGUCAAGGCUAUGGUCGCAAAAUUUGAGGGCGCCGGCGAGACCCCCGAGAAAAUCGCCGCUGACAGCAUGGCUGACUGUGAUCACACCCCGUCCUCGCCCAUCGUCGACAAGGGCAAGGGUAAGUCGGUCGAUGCUUCCAUCGAUACCAGCACGACCGUCUCAUCCAUGGCCGUCGGUCAGGCUUCUCAGCCUAUCCAGCAAAAGAGCUUGAACGCCGACGAGGAUGAGUUGGAUCUCCUCAAAAUGCAGGAGUUCUACAAAACCCAGCCAUUGGCCCGUUGCCUCGACGACUACGUCCCUCCCAAGCGCAACGAUGAGAAGGUUGACGUUCUUCCCAUCGAGCAAGACGAGGGAAAGUCAAUGUUGAAGGCUGCCAAGCUCGAGCUUCACAACAAGCUUGUUGAUUUGCACGAGACGUUCGAGGAGCGUCACCCCACUGCCAAGCAGGAGCGCCUGCAGAAAGAGGCGGUCGCUGAGGCCCUCAAAAUCGGACAGUCUUCCAAAAGUGCUAUCUCGAGUACCGCGUCCGACGCCAGCACCAAAGCUUCGCGUCGAGCUGAUAAGAAGGCACAGAAGAAGGCCGACAAAAAAGCGCAGAAAGUCGCUAAGCGUGAGAACGUCUGCGACAAGGGCGACGACGACGGAGCCGACAUCACUAUCGACAAAAGCAUCAACGACGAUGAUGGCACCAUGACCCUCGAUGAGUCUCGCGAGGUAGUUGUCUCGUCUUCGUCCCAGGGUGCUUCGAAGCCCCUUGCACAGUCAGGCGCCAAUGGAGAGUCCUUUGCUUUCAUCCAGAGAGACCCCGAGGAGAUCUCCGACACUGAGUCUGUCAAGGCUAGUAAGGCUGCGGCGAAGCUCAAAGAGAAAGAGGACGCGAACCGACGCGCGCAUGAGGUCGUCAACGCCGCUCAUGCAAAGGACGAGAUCGUUCAUCUUGAGAAUACGAAGCCUAUUCGGGACCAGAUCUCGACGGAUAUCAAGAAGUCCGACAUCGUCCCUGGCUUUGGCAAGAACAAGGCGUCCGCUCCUGCUUUCGACGAGGAGGCUUACGCCGCGCGCUCCAUUGCUUGCCACACUAUGAAGCCAGCGCCGCUUCGCAUUCCUUCUCGCACAAAACAGCUCACGGCCGAUGAUUCAAAGAACGAUACGAAGGGUUCUUCUGGUGUCGUCAACUUCAGUAGACCCCAGAGCCGACAGGAGAAGGAGCCCUCCGCUCAGACCUCCGCUCAGCCCGCCGGCAAGAAGAAGUUAUCCUCCCGCGCUGAACUCAACGCCUUCUUCGGAACCAAGGACAAGCCCGGUCCGUACAUCGUCUACGAGCAGGAACUUCUGGCUCGCCAGGUACGCCGAGCCCAGGCUGCCGAGGCCGCAGAGGCCGCAGAGGCCGCAAAGGUCGCAGAGGCCGCAAAGGCUGCCCAGUCCGCCAAAGCCCCAGAGCGCCUGAGCUUCACCGCGGACGAUUACCAGUCCCUCAUCCAGGACGACUACGAUCAGCUAGUCAAGGAUUCUCCCGUGAAGAACAAGAAGCCCGUCGCCCAAACGACCACCAACCUCGCCCUUGCGCCCGGCGACACCUCCAAGAUCGUCUCGCAGACCGUCAACUUCAACGGUCAGUUCCCUCAGCCCCAGCCGCUCGCCGGAACUCGUAGCUACGGCCACAGCGGUCCGGCCUUCCCGCCUACCCCGGCCUCCAACCACCGCCCCAAGACGACGGACGACAAGUGGGAGGAGCUGGACGACUUCUUCGCCGAGGAGAACGACGACCUCUACCAGGCUCCCGGCAGCGCCGUCACGCCCACCCUCUCCGGCCCUCAGCAGCAGCCUUGGGACGACCCGGCCUACCACGAGGAGGCCCUCGCCUACGGCUACGCUCACCUUCAGCGCAACCACCACCCUCUCCCCGACGGCGUGGACCCCGUUCCCCUGACGCACGACCAGCGCCGUAAAGUCCUCGCCGCCUAUGGCAUGACCGAGUCCGAGUACCCCGCCCCUCCCGCGGGCUACCCCGUCCCAGCCGGCACCGACGGCGUCGCCGCUCCUCCCUGCCCGACCCGUCCUGCCCCCACGGUCCCUGGCGCCCGCACCAGCACCAGCACCGCCGGCACUGGAGGAGGCAGCACCGGCCAGGUCCAGAGCCUUCGCCGCGCCCCUCGUCGCUUCCAGCGCGCCGCCACGGCUCCUCCUGCCCCGGAGAGCCCGGCUCCCGGCUACGACGCAGACUGGUUCUAG